AUGAAUGUGCUCCACGUCUGGCUCGACGGCCAAGGGCACGGAGAGCAACCCGUUCCCAGACCGAAGAAGAUCUGUAACGGUGACCCCCCUGUCGUGGUCGCCGCGCACUCUCAUAGGACCAAGCUCCUCAUCUUGAUACAUAGGUUCAACGCGCUCAGGUCUAACGACGUCUACGCCAAGGAGUACGGCAUGUGUGAGUUCUACGAGAAGCCGACACCCCAAGCCUCGCAGUUCAACAACUUAAACCACGCUGAGAACGAGGCAACGGUCAGCAACGGCCCGAGCCAUAUCGCCGCGCGCACGCGGCGGUAG
Epithele typhae is the source of this 312-nucleotide messenger RNA. RefSeq lists its product as uncharacterized. The coding region runs from base 1 to 312 and encodes 103 amino acids. Lineage: Eukaryota; Fungi; Basidiomycota; Agaricomycetes; Polyporales; Epitheliaceae. The transcript has 2 exons. The record is from RefSeq and is a predicted model, not a curated record.